GUUCCGCCUGCCCUCCGCCCCUCCGUGGGCCACCCGUGGGGCUGGGCCGGGCUGGGCUGGGCCAGGCCGGCCGGCUCCUAGGCAGCCCCAGCUGAAGCCACUGCAGGAGCUGCUGCUGCCGACAGGGAGCUGCCCCAGAGCCACCCAGCCAUGGAAGCCAUGGCAUCACUGCUGGAUGCUGCAGCCGCUGGGGACCUGGUGCUUCUGGACCCGCUCAGCGAGGAGUCACUGCUCUGUGCCCUGCAGCAGCGCUUCCAGCGCGGGGACAUCUACACAUACAUUGGGAACGUGGUGAUCUCAGUGAACCCCUACUGCUCCCUGCCCAUCUACACCCCUGAGAAGGUGCAGGAGUAUCACAGCUGCAACUUCUUCGCUGUAAAGCCCCACAUCUACGCCAUCGCCGACGAUGCCUACCGCUCGCUCCGGGACCGGGACCGGGACCAGUGCAUCCUCAUCACUGGCGAGAGCGGCGCUGGCAAGACCGAGGCCAGCAAGUUGGUGAUGUCCUACGUGGCGGCUGUGUGCGGCAAGGGCAAAGAGGUGACCAAGGUGAAGGAGCAGCUGCUGCAGUCCAACCCGGUGCUGGAGGCCUUCGGGAAUGCCAAGACUAUCCGCAAUGACAACUCCUCCCGAUUUGGCAAGUACAUGGACGUGGAGUUCGACUUCAAGGGCGAGCCCCUGGGAGGCGUCAUCAGCAACUAUCUUCUGGAGAAAUCCCGCGUCGUCCGGCACGUGCAGGGCGAGAGGAACUUCCACAUCUUCUACCAGCUUCUGGCCGGCGGCUCGGCCGAGCUGCUCCAGCGGCUGGGGCUGCGCCGGGACUGCCAGCACUACGACUACCUCAACCGCGAGAGCUGCAGCCUGCCCGGCGUGGACGACGCUGCCAACUUCCGCGCCGUGCAGGACGCCAUGGGAGUCAUCGGCUUCUCACCGGCCGAGGUGACGGCGCUGCUGGAGGUGACGGCCGUCGUGCUCAAGCUGGGCAACGUGCAGCUCAGCAGCUGCUUCCAGGCCAGCGGGAUGGAGGCCAGCAGCAUCGCAGAGCCGCGAGAGCUGCAGGAGAUCUGCCAGCUCGUCGGGCUGGACGCCAGCGCCCUGGAGCAGGCGCUCUGCUCCCGCACCGUGAAGGCCCGCGACGAGACAGUGCUCACCAGCCUCAGCGUCUCCCAGGGCUACUAUGGGCGGGACGCGCUGGCCAAGAACAUCUACAGCCGCCUCUUCGACUGGCUGGUGAGCCGCAUCAACGCCAGCAUCCAGGUCAAGCCGGGCAAGCGGAGGAAGGUGAUGGGCGUCCUGGACAUUUACGGCUUCGAGAUCUUCCAGGACAACGGCUUCGAGCAGUUCGUCAUCAACUACUGCAACGAGAAGCUGCAGCAGAUCUUCAUCCUGCUGACGCUGAAGGAGGAGCAGGAGGAAUACGUGCGAGAGGGCAUCCCGUGGACCCCGGUGGAGUUUUUCGACAACAGCAUCAUCUGCAACUUGAUCGAGAACGGCACCUGCGGGAUCCUGGCCAUGCUGGACGAGGAGUGUCUGCGGCCCGGCGCCGUCAACGAGGACACCUUCCUCGGCAAGCUGAACCAGGCGUGCGCUGCCCACCGGCACUACGAGAGCAAGGAGACGCAGAACGCCAGGCGGGUCACCGACGCCAGCCUGCCGCCCCGCUGCUUCCGCAUCCACCACUACGCCGGCAAGGUGACCUACAACGUGACGGGCUUCAUUGAGAAGAACACCGACCUGCUCUUCCGGGACCUAUCGCAGGCCAUGUGGGCUUCGCGGCACCCGCUGCUGCGCUCCCUCUUCCCCGAGGGCGACCCCCAGAAGGUCUCCCUCAAGCUGCCCCCCACCGCCGGCUCCCAGUUCAAGGCCUCGGUGGCGACGCUCAUGAAGAACCUCUACUCCAAGAACCCCAACUACGUCAGGUGCAUCAAGCCCAACGAGACCAAGACGGCGAUGCUGUUCACACCGGAGCUGGUGCUGGCGCAGAUCCGCUACCUGGGGCUGCUGGAGAACGUGCGGGUGCGCCGGGCGGGCUAUGCCUUCCGCCAGCUCUACGGCCCCUUCCUGGGGCGCUACAAGAUGCUCUGCAAGAAGACAUGGCCACACUGGGCUGGGAGCGAGAGGGCUGGAGCCGAGACAUUGCUGGCGGAGCUGCCGAUCCCAGCUGAGGAGCUGGCAUACGGGCACAGCAAGCUCUUCAUCCGCUCGCCGCGCACCCUCUUUGACCUGGAGCGGCGGCGGCAGGAGCGCGUGGCCGAGCUGGCCACCCUCAUCCAGAAGAUAUUUCGGGGCUGGCGGUGCCGGACCCAGUUCCAGCUCAUGCGCAAGAGCCAGAUCCUCAUCGCCGCCUGGUUCCGGUGCCACGCGCAAAAGCACAGGUACCAGCAGAUGAAGCGCUCGGCGCUGCUCCUCCAGGCGUACGCGCGGGGCUGGAAGUCUCGCAGGCUCCUUCGGGAGCUGAAGGUCCAGCGCCGCCGCCAGCAGGCUGCCAGCACCAUUUCGGCUUACUGGAAAGGGUACCAGGUCCGCAAGACGUACAAGAAGUAUUUCCGCUCCGGGGCCAGUGCCCGGCUGGCCAACUUCAUCUACCGGCGGCUGGUGCAGAAGUUCCUCGUGGGGCUGCAGCACAACCUCCCGCCCCUGGCGGUGAUGGACCGGACCUGGCCCCCAGCGCCCUACAAGUUCCUGGCCACGGCCAACCAGGAGCUGAAGGACAUCUUCUACCACUGGAAGUGCAAGAGGUACCGGGAGCAGCUGACGCCGCAGCGCAGGGCCCUGCUGCAGGCCAAGCUCUGCGCCAGCGAGCUCUUCAAGGACAAGAAGACGCUGUACCCCAAAAGCCUGCCACAGCCCUUCCAGGGCGAGUACCUGGGGCUGACGCAGAACCCCAAGUACCAGAAGCUCCACGCGGUGGCCAAGGACAAGCUGGUGAUGGCCGAGGCCGUGAGGAAGGUGAACCGAGCCAGCGGCAAGACGGUGCCGCGGCUGCUGCUGCUCACCACCGAGCACCUGGUGCUGGCCGAGCCCAAGGGCGCCCAGCCCAAGACCGUGCUCAGCCUGGGCGACAUCCGCAGCGUCUCCGUCACCCGCUUCUCCGACGGCUUUCUGGCGCUGCACCUCAAGGAGACCUCCUCGGGGGGGGCCAAGGGCGACUUCCUGCUCGUCAGCGACCACCUCAUCGAGCUCAUCACCCGCCUGCACCAGACCCUCAUGGACACCACGGCCCAGGCCCUGCCCCUGCACAUCACCGACCAGUUCUCCACCCGCUUCCAGAAGGGCGAGGUGGCCGUCACCGUGGUGGAGUCGGCCAAGGGCGGCCACGAUGUCCCCGUCUGCAAGAAGAAGGGAAGCCACAAGAUGGAGGUCCUGGUCCACUGAGCCCUCCAGAACCCCCGGUGCCUGGCGCCCGCUCCCCCGCCCCGGCGCCCGCUCCCGUGGGGCCCGUGCUCCGCGGGCG
This is a messenger RNA of Rhea pennata, 3454 nucleotides long. It is a transcript of the gene MYO1A, whose product is annotated as myosin IA. The transcript is spliced from 29 exons. Gene Ontology annotation, biological process: sensory perception of sound; actin filament organization; vesicle transport along actin filament. Gene Ontology annotation, cellular component: microvillus; brush border; plasma membrane. The record is from RefSeq and is a predicted model, not a curated record. Gene Ontology annotation, molecular function: microfilament motor activity; ATP binding; actin filament binding. Bases 151 to 3375 code for a protein of 1074 amino acids. Lineage: Eukaryota; Metazoa; Chordata; Aves; Rheiformes; Rheidae.